This is a messenger RNA of Hirsutella rhossiliensis, 1800 nucleotides long. RefSeq lists its product as uncharacterized. The transcript has 7 exons. Lineage: Eukaryota; Fungi; Ascomycota; Sordariomycetes; Hypocreales; Ophiocordycipitaceae. The record is from RefSeq and is a predicted model, not a curated record. Bases 1 to 1800 code for a protein of 599 amino acids.
AUGCAGGCUAGCAAAAACGGCGGCGGCGACGGCGCCAUGAGCCUCAACUUGCCGCUGCGCACCAGCACCAGCAGCUCCGGCGGCCGGCGCAACCAGGAGAGCCGCAACUACUUUACCAGCUACACGCCGCCCAGCUCGACCGAGGCCAUCAAUGAGCCCGUCCGGGAGCCGGCCCGCGAGCAGCCGCCCGAUCGUUUGAUCGUGGGCGUCGACUUUGGCACCACCUUUUCUGGUGUCGCUGCCGUCUACACGUCCACCCCGGACGAUGUUGAAAUCAUCAAGACCUGGCCCGGAGGCAACGGCAUCACCUCGGACAAGUUCAAACCCGAGGAGUCGCGCCUCCGCUGCAUCAAGCUGUUCCUCGACCGAUCGCAGAAGUUGCCCUUCUACGUCAGCCAUCACGACACGGCUGCCCAGCUGAAGCGCUUCAACAAAAACGUCGUCGACGCCGUCGGCGACUAUUUGACCCAGAUAUACAAGCACACCAUGGACACGCUGACGCGCCGCUAUGCCAAGAACACGACGCUGCUGGCCGCCGAGCGGGCCGGCAUGGGUGAUCACGACGAUAUCCAGAUGAUCAGCGAGCCCGAGGCGGCUGCCGUGUACACGCUCAAGGCCAUUCAGCCCAAUCAUCUCAACGUGGGCGACAACUUUAUCGUGUGCGACGCCGGCGGAGGCACUGUCGACCUCAUCGCCUACAAGAUCAUGUCUCUGAAGCCCCUGCGCGUCGAGGAAUCCGCCGUUGGCACCGGGGGGCUGUGCGGGAGCGCCUUUCUUAACUAUCGCUUCGAAGAGCAUGUCCGGAACAGACUGGGCGCCGCCCGCUUUGACGAGAUGAAGCUGAGAAAGGGCAAGACGUGGCAGAUGGGCCUCAAGUACUUUGAAGAGUUUGUCAAGAGGAACUUUAACGAGGACGAACAUCAGGAGGUCAACGUGCCCUUCCCCGGCCUGCCAGACGACGAGCAUGCCGGUCUCGACUCGGGGUUCCUCGUCAUGAGCGCGGAGCAAAUCAAGGAAAUCUUUGAGCCCGUGGUAAAGGAGGUGUGCGACCUGGUCCUCGGGCAGGUCGAGGGCAUCCGGGUCAAGGGCGGCAUCGUCUCGGGCAUCGUCCUGGUCGGGGGCUUCGGCCAGAGUGACUUUCUCUACCGGCGGCUCAAGUCGCACUUUACCAGCGCCGCGCCGCCCCCUUACAGCGAGCGGCCGACGCACGCCAACGCGAGCGCGACGGAGGAGAACGGGUCCAUCGAGGUGAUGCAGCCCGUAUACGCGUGGACGGCCGUGGUGCGCGGGGCGGUGCUGCGCGGGCUCGAGGGCAGCAUGGUCAUCUCGCGUAAGUCGAGGAUGCACUACGGCACGUCGUACGCCACCGUGUACGACGAGGACAAGCACUCGGUCAGCGAGCGGUACUGGUCGCCGCUGUGGGAGCGGUGGAUGGUUUCGGACCGGAUGCAGUGGCACAUUGCCAAGGCCGAGGCCCUCUCUCCGCUGGCACCCAUUGCCUUUCAUUACACGCGCAACUUCCGGCCGGGCCAGUCGCUCAUUGUGACCGACGACCUGAUCGCGUGCGACGCCGACGAGCCGCCGGCGGCGUGGUCGCGCGGCCUCAUCAGCGUCUGCACGCUGACGACGGAUCUCAGCGCCGUGCCGCGGAGCCUGUUUACGCGCCUGACGACGACGCGCGGCGUCGAGUUUGACAACCUCGACUUUACCCUCGAGAUGAUUGUCGACAGCGCGGGGCUGGGGUUCGAGCUCAAGGUGGACGGGGUGCGCUACGGCCGGGUCGAGGCCGACUUUCACUGA